Lepus europaeus (European hare) is the source of this 5892-nucleotide messenger RNA. Its product is annotated as homeobox protein SIX4. Gene Ontology annotation, biological process: regulation of transcription by RNA polymerase II. The coding region runs from base 77 to 2389 and encodes 770 amino acids. The transcript is spliced from 4 exons. The record is from RefSeq and is a predicted model, not a curated record. Gene Ontology annotation, cellular component: nucleus; transcription regulator complex. Gene Ontology annotation, molecular function: DNA-binding transcription factor activity, RNA polymerase II-specific; RNA polymerase II cis-regulatory region sequence-specific DNA binding. Lineage: Eukaryota; Metazoa; Chordata; Mammalia; Lagomorpha; Leporidae.
AGUAAGGAGAGAGGGGCAAAGAAAGAGGAAAAGAGUGCGAGGGAGUGAGGGAGGGAGGAAAAUAAACAACAAAAAAAUGUCCUCUUCCUCCCCCACCGGGCAGAUCGCAAGUGCGGCGGACAUCAAGCAGGAGAAUGGGAUGGAAACCGCCUCGGACGGGCAGGAGGCGCCCCGAGAAGCGGCGGGGGGCGCGGCGGCGCGGCUCACCCCCCCGGCUCCAGCCCCGUUCCCUCUGGAGCCGGGGGACGCCGCGGCCGCCGGGCUGAGCGGAGAGGAAGGGGCGGCGGCCGAUCAGGUACAACUCCACUCGGAACUUCUGGGCCGGCACCACGCCGCCGCCGCCGCCGCCACCCCUCUGGCCUUCUCGCCCGACCACGUCGCCUGCGUGUGCGAGGCGCUGCAGCAGGGGGGCAACCUGGACCGCCUGGCCCGGUUCCUGUGGUCCCUGCCCCAGAGCGACCUGCUACGUGGCAACGAGAGCCUGCUGAAGGCGCGGGCGCUCGUGGCCUUCCACCAGGGCAUCUACCCCGAGCUCUACAGCAUCCUGGAGAGCCACAGCUUCGAGUCGGCCAACCACCCGCUGCUGCAGCAGCUCUGGUACAAGGCGCGCUACACCGAGGCCGAGCGCGCCCGCGGCCGGCCGCUGGGCGCCGUGGACAAGUACCGGCUGCGCAGGAAAUUCCCGCUGCCCCGCACCAUCUGGGACGGCGAGGAGACGGUGUAUUGUUUCAAGGAGAAGUCGCGCAACGCGCUCAAGGAGCUCUACAAGCAGAAUCGCUACCCCUCGCCCGCCGAGAAGCGGCACCUGGCCAAGAUCACCGGCCUCUCCCUCACCCAGGUCAGCAACUGGUUCAAGAACCGCCGGCAGCGCGACCGGAACCCGUCGGAGACCCAGUCCAAAAGUGAGUCCGAUGGCAAUCCCAGCACUGAAGAUGAGUCCAGCAAAGGACAGGAGGACCUGUCUCCUCACCCUCUCCCGGGGUCCUCCGACACCGUCACCAACCUCAGCCUGUCCAGUCACAUGGAGCCCGUGUACAUGCAACAGAUUGGAAAUGCUAAGAUAUCGUUAAGCUCUUCUGGAGUUUUGUUGAAUGGAAGCUUAGUACCUGCAAGUACUUCGCCUGUUUUCCUUAAUGGUAAUUCUUUCAUUCAGGGACCCAGUGGAGUCAUCCUAAAUGGAUUAAAUGUGGGAAAUACACAGACAGUGUCCUUGAACCCACCAAAAAUGUCAGCCAACAUUGUGAGCAAUGGUAUCUCCAUGACGGACAUCCUGGGGCCUACCUCCCAGGAUGUGAAGGAAUUCAAAGUGCUGCAGAGUUCUGCAGCCAACUCGGCAGCCACCACCUCCUACAGCCCCAGUGCCCCAGUGUCAUUCCCAGGGCUGAUCCCCAGCGCCGAGGUGAAAAGAGAAGACAUUCAAACAGUGGCUUCCCAGGAGGGAAGCUCUGUGGUGACUUUCACGACCCCAGUGCAAAUUAACCAGUACGGCAUUGUCCAGAUCCCCAAUUCCGGAGCCAACGGCCAGUUCCUUAAUGGGAGCAUUGGAUUCUCUCCACUGCAGCUGCCUCCUGUCUCAGUGGCAGCUUCUCCAGGUAAUAUUUCCGUAAAUUCAAGCACUUCAGACAGGAGCACAUUUACCAGCGAAUCCGCCCCAGUGCAGCAGGGCAAGGUUUUCUUGAGCUCUCUGGCUCCCAGUGCAGUGGUAUACACUGUUCCUAAUUCUGGCCAGACUGUGGGAUCUGUGAAACAGGAAGCCUUGGAGAGGAGCCUGGUGUUUUCCCAGUUGAUGCCCGUCAAUCAGAACGCACCAGUAAAUGCAAACCUGCCAUCUGAAAACCUCUCGGGGAGUGGCCUCCACCCACUGGCCUCCUCGUUGGUGAAUGUGUCCCCAACUCCCAGUUUUUCCCUGACUCCCCCUGCACUGCUAACUUCCACUGAGCUCAACCCUGACAUUGCCGAUAACCAGCCCAUGCCUGCACCUGUGGCAGGCAAAUCCGCAGGGACGGCAGUCAGCAGCGCUAACUAUGCAACUCUUCAGAACUGCUCCCUCAUUACUGGUCAGGACCUGUUGUCCGUGCCUCUGACCCAGACUGCCCUGGGGGAAAUUGUUCCUACCUCGGAAGACCAGGUGGGCCACGCCUCCCCGGCAGUGCACCAGGAUUUUGUCGGAGAGCACCGUUUGGUUCUGCAAUCAGUAGCUAACCUAAAAGAGAAUUUCUUACCAAAUUCUGAGAACAAAGCAACAAGCAGCCUAAUGAUGCUGGACGCCAAAUCUAAAUAUGUCCUGGACGGCAUGGUUGAGACUGUGUGUGAAGACCUGGAAACAGACAAAAAAGAGCUUGCCAAGCUCCAGACCGUCCAGCUGGAUGAAGAUAUGCAAGACUUAUAAACUCCGCGGGCCCCUCCCCUCCCUUUUCGGCAUCAGGGGCAGAUGUUUGCCCGAAGCCCUGAGGACACAAAGCAUUUCCCCAUUCAAAGGAAAACACUACUUUUGCAAGCAAAUGCAUUCGAGAGACUUUAGAUCUACAUGAAGAUCACAGUUAAAUAUAUAGAGUAGAGCUGCAUUACUGCAGCCUUUCUGUUCACGGAGGAUGAUCUCUCUUAAACAGGUGGAGACAGAAGAAUCAGAUGAAAUGUCUCCAGGCAAAGUGUACCCUUCGGUGGACAAUACCAUUCUAAAGUGAAAAUGGAACUUGAUAAUUUUUUAAAUUAAAAAUGUAUACACGUAACAUAGAAAACUAAAUAUAGCUGCAGACCAUUAGAAACAAUGCAAUUAUUUUUGUUUACUUUUAUUCCAUGGGCAUUGAUAAAGUUAAGCAUAAAUGGUACUCCAAACUGUUCUAAGGGUGUCUUUUUAAAGUUCAGUAGCUUAAUUAUGUAUUUGUGUGUAGGUAGUCAGAGACACACUUCUCUUUUUCAGCAUUUUUGGUUUAGGUCUCUACACAUUUCCAAAUGUGAUUGCUUCUAGCUCAGUGUGGCUGAGCAAGUUGGAAACCCCACGAAAACUCUGAAACAAACUUCAGUGUGAAUGUAAAUAUAUCAGUUCUAUACACAGGCUUUGAGUAAUUACAGUGAAUUUUAUUUAUACUGUAUAUGUUCCUGUUACACUUCAGGCGCUAUGAACUGAAAAGAAAAAUGUUUUCUUACUGUUUAAUUUAUUUUUAUUGUUUGAACAGGAAGUGAACAUAGUUGUUUCCAACGAAGUUUUACUUUUUGUAGGAUUUUAAAAACAAUGAUUUUUUUAUCAGGAGUCUCUUAAGGUCAAUGUUAAUAACACUGAAAACCAGAAAUCUAACUCCCAAUAUUGGAAUUUUGGUACUUUUUUUCAAAUCUUUGUUCUUUAUUUAGCAACUCUGAUUCAUUUAAGUAUGUUUUCUAUAGAAUUCUACGUGCCUUGUUACCUUGUGGCCUUUUAAUUAGCAGUAAGGUACGAACUGUCCAUGGAAGCACUGAUGGUUCUUUUCUACUAUCUAACAGGGUUAAUUUCACCACAAAAUUACUUUAUAACUGAGGAAGUUAAGUUUCACUAAAUUUUAAGUAUAAAGUUGAUCAUGCAAAUUGAUGAACAGCUAAUUAUUGUUGCUACUUUCUAUUAUAUUGAAAAUAAGAAUAGCAUUGUAGAUACCAUGUAAAAGCAAUUCUUCAGGCUAUGAAAACCAUUGUAGAGUAAAAAAAUAAUAUGUAAAUUCUCUUGAGCAAAAUCCUGUUGAAACUUCAUUCUAAAUGUUUUGAAUCAGUUGUUACACAAUGAUACAUGACUGUUUUUUGCACUAUAUUAUCGUGUCUUCUUUAAAAGUAAAUAUUUUGGGUUUCUGUAAGAAGCUUGUUUGAUGUUAGGAGCUGUGGUGGUAGUUUUUAUCAGGACUCACUGCAAGGUGUAACAACGCAAUUACAAGUGUGUAGGGAGGAAAGUUACUCUGUGGUCUUGCAAGAAAAGCUAGAAAAGUAUCUCUUCAGAGAUGACGACGUUGUUGAACAUGAACGUGUCUCCACUUCUUGCUUUCGUUAAGGUCAGAGCAGAGGGUCCACUCUGGAUCUCUCCAUGCCCAUCGGCUGAGCACGUGGAGUAAGGGGGCAGAGAGAGUUCUCCUUGUGGUGUUCUUGUAGACGGAACCUUCAAGCCUCUGUUGACAGCCCUAUGACUUCCCCUCUCUGCUGUUUGGAAAAAGAACUUACAUCCCAUGUGUUAUGGAAUUGGUGAAUAUUCAUAAUCUGCUGAAGUUCUGUGUUUUCUGUUUUGUUUUUUUGCAGUCAGGUGAUUUAGGGUUCUGCUCCACUCCACCACUACUUAACACAGCUUGCUUUUUCCCAGGGUGUGUGCCGAUCGCAUUACCGAGAUGAAUGACAUGGUUCUGUAGUGUAGUUUACAUGAAAAUAAGAUUUUCCACUUGAUUGCUACAGAUAUCAAUAGUACCCAUCCAACAAAGGAGAUGGGGACAUUUAAUAAGUUAUAUAUAUUAUAUGUAUAUAACUGGAAAAGUUUUAUGUCUUCCAAAAUAUAUAAGCUUCUCUUUUAUUCAGAGUUCUUCCUCUUUUCUCCCUUGCGAGAAAGAAAAGAUAGCACAAAACUUAAGACUUACCUAGGAAACUCAUUCAUUCUCCUAACAUGAUGUAAUUUUAACCCUACAAUUACUCCAGGUAGCUAUCCAAUAUUCCAGGUAAGACUCAAUGCACAUUACAAAGAACGUACUGUGUUGGUCUGUAGCCCAUGUAUAUGUGAAUGGAAUAAGAUAAACCCCAUGACCUCCUUGCACAAAAUUGCAAAUGUGUUUGCAAUGCCAAGGGCCGGCCUCAGAAACCCUUGGAGUUCAUGUGGCAGAAUUUCCCUCUUACAUAAACCAAUGCUUGAAGAUGCUGCAACAGACCCCCUCCUGACCCCCGAAGAGGACUCAGAGUAGGGGCGAAUAACUCCCUUCAAACCCAACCCCUGCUUCUGGCUGUGGGAUUUUUGGUGUGAGCCUAUCUAUGCACUCUAUCAGCCAGCAUUUGGCAUUUAGCUCUUAGUUCUAUCUAGUGAAGGACAGUCUCUUUAGAGAGGUGCACUUGUUCCGCAGCCAAGCAAGAGCACCUGUGUUACACUACUUUGUAUCGUGUAUAUUGACAGUAAAGACUUUGGAUUAUACACUUUUCAGUGCCUUUCUUGUGUUAUGAAAGGCGGGUAGAUGUUAUAGCCAUAGGUAAAAAUCCAGUUAAAUUGCACACUAACCUUCAGUCUCCCUGUAUAUGCCCUUGUAUCUUGCAUGUGAAAAGUUGCAUUAGUGGGCACGUGUGGCAGCCUUCCCUGCCACAUGCUAGGCAUGUGUGCAUUAGUAGUACGUAGCCACAAGUUCUUCACUUAAAACACGUUGACAGAUGAUCUCAUAAAACAUUCAGGAAAGCUGGGAAAAGGAUUUCAUUUUACAAAAGAUGUUUCAAAGUCUUCCUAAAAGGUAGUCAGUAGAGCUUAAAAGUUAUUUUGUAUCUAAUUGGUACAUUUCGUGUUAAUUGAAUAUUACUACCGUACAGUUUAUUAAUCAGAAUUGUAUAGCAUGUGACGCUUGCCUUUCAGGGUUCUCAAAAAAAUUUUGUUUUUUAUUCUUUCGUUGCAUGUACUGUAUCUUUAGAGGCAGCCAGUUAUAUACUCAGUAUGGUUUUACUGUGCCUUACACAAAGAGAAACUCUAUACAGAAUGUCUAUCCUGGGGUGGGGUGACUGAGUCUUUACUGCACUGUUAGGUGAUGGCACACAGAGCCUGUCCCAGGACACUCCUGUGCUCAAUUACCCAACCAAAGAGAUCUAGAGUAUGUAUGUUGUACUGUAAUGGGGGGUUAUGCCUGGACAAUUAAGUGUUUUAUUUGUUUUCUGAAAUGAUGUGAACUUAUUUUUCUAAACACUAUGCUAAAUAAACUUUAU